CUUGAAAAUCUAAUAUUUUGACUCCAAAUCUAAUUUUGUUCAGGAAAAUUAAUAAAAUUUUAUAAAGUCACGUAUCCUAGUCAACCAGUAUAUAUACAUAUAACCUAUUAACCCUAACCAUAAAACACUACCCCCAAAACCUAACCUUAACCUAAAAUACAAAAAUUCAAAAGCAGGACUCUUUUUCUCAAUUCUCUGCGAUGGCUGACCCUAAUGAGGAGAUGACAAAGAUUUUCAACAAGUUUGACAGAAAUGGCGAUGGAAAGAUUUCUGUCGAUGAGAUUAAAGAGAGCCUUAAUGACUUGGGCGUCAAGGUAUCAUCAGUCCAGUCCCUGAUGGAACAAUACGAUAAAGACAAUGAUGGCUAUGUUGAUAUUAAGGAGUUCGCCGAGCUCUACAAGAACUGUGGGUUAGAUGGCGGAAUGCAGGAAUCAGAUCUCAAGGAUGCUUUUGACGUGUAUGAUAUUGACAAGAAUGGAUUGAUUUCUGCAACAGAACUUCAUUCAAUUUUAAAUAAGAUUGGAGAGAAAGUCAGUGUAAGUGAUUGUAUUCGUAUGAUUGGUAAAGUUGAUAAAGAUGGUGAUGGGCAUGUCAAUUUUGAGGAGUUUAAGAUUAUGAUGUCAAAUUUAUCUUGAAGUUAUAGGAAUUAUGUUAGGUAGUUGACAGUGUAAAAGAUGUUAGUUUGAUUAAAAAGCUUAGUGCAUUGAUCCUACGAACUAUAAUAAGCUAUUACGUAAAUCCUAUGUUUUUUUUCUGAUUUUUACUUUCUAAAAGUUAUUCUGCAUAAAGGAUAACAUUAAUUUUGUGAUUUUCAUCUUACAAAUUGAAGCUAUUGUAUAGCUAUUUGCAAGGAGGAACCUUAA
Molecule: messenger RNA, 863 nt
Organism: Mercurialis annua (annual mercury)
Lineage: Eukaryota; Viridiplantae; Streptophyta; Magnoliopsida; Malpighiales; Euphorbiaceae
Product: calcium-binding protein CML24-like
Exons: 1
Coding region: 201-635 (144 amino acids)
Molecular function (GO): calcium ion binding
Source: RefSeq, a predicted model, not a curated record